Messenger RNA from Babesia sp. Xinjiang, 1479 nucleotides. RefSeq lists its product as uncharacterized. NCBI's taxonomy places the organism in Eukaryota, Apicomplexa, Aconoidasida, Piroplasmida, Babesiidae. The coding region runs from base 1 to 1479 and encodes 492 amino acids. The record is from RefSeq and is a predicted model, not a curated record. The transcript has a single exon.
AUGGCAGGAUUCAAGCUUUCUAGAUUCUUGAUUGCCUUCUUGGCUUUCGUCCAGAUCGUCGCUGGUAAUGGCGUAGAGGCCGAAGUUGAUAUUGCCCCUGAAGAUCCGAAGCCCGUUUUUCUCAGGGUUGCACCUGGUUCAUGCCCCUUCAAUGGCGGCAGUGAGCCAUCAGGUGAAGUAGAAGGUGGAAAGGUUGAGGUACCUGCAACUGAAGCUGUAGCCCCAAUUGUAUCUUUUGAAACAGCAGAUGGCUUGGUAUUUAAUGAGCGUGCCUCCGAUCGUAUUAAGCAAUUCAUCGCCAUGCUUCCCUCUAACAUGUUUAACCGUUUCGACCCGGAUGCCAAGCAUAUGUUGCCUGCACGCCUUGCUGAGGAGCUUGCCGCUCUCGAGGAUAAUAAGCUUACUCGGGAACAGGCAGAAGGCGUUGCUAGACAUCUGCUUAAGGAGUAUAUCGGGAUCAUUAUUAACGAUCCCGCUCGGAUGCCUAUCACCCGCGGCCUUCUUCAUUACCUUGGUAUGUUUUUCUUCAAAACUUUACUUAAGAACUCUGAUCCUCAAUACUUGGCUCCCAAGCCCAAAUUGGAUCUAGAAAACCCUAACGAACUUUACGAUCCCGAGGUGAUGCUAGCAAGCGCUGGAUACAACAAACAUGAGUCGCACCUUGACACUGCUGAUAUCAUUGAGGAAAUAACCAAUGUUGCUUUAUCUGAAGAUGCGGAACCAGUUGAAGAGUCUGUUGAACAAGUUGAAGAAGUUUCCGAGGAAGUUGAAGAAGCUCUCGAUGAGGCCCUUGAGGAAGCCGAAGCUGAAGUUGAAGAAGCUCUCGAUGAGGUCCUUGAGGAAGCCGAAGCUGAAGUUGAAGAAGCUCUCGAUGAGGUCCUUGAGGAAGCCGAAGCUGAAGUUAAAGAAGCUCUCGAUGAGGUCCUUGAGGAAGCCGAGGCUGAAGUUGAAGAAGCUCUCGAUGAGGUCCUUGAGGAAGCCGAGGCUGAAGUUGAAGAGGCAGUUGAGGAAGUCUCCGAGGAAUCUGAGCCUCACGACGCUGGCUUGUCAAUUGAAUUAGGUGAUGUACACGAGCAACCUAGUCUAUGGGAGCGUCUUUUCGGCGACAAAUAUGAAGACUCAGAUCUUGAACUUGGCAAGCAGCGUUUCCACCAAAUACUUAAGCGCGCUAGUCAAUACACCCCUAAGGAUGAGUGUUUCGAACCAUACGUCCACAUUGUCCGAGGCCUUGACAGCAGGGAUAAUAUUGUGUUGCCCAUCGACAUUGCCAAGAAGCUCGGUAAAGUGUACCUUGGCAGGCUCCCUGAAUUGUUGGCAUGGCAAAUCAGCCGCUACGUCGCCGACUUGUUGGCUGAAGAGUCAAUCAGCUGUGACCCUGACACCUACAUGAACAGAGUCAGGUGGAUCGCUCACCGAGACGAGAUCUUGCACUACAUCAUGAAGGCCAUAGAAACCCCCGCAUGGGUUGAGUUCUACUGA